AGCCUCUGCACUAAUAUCAAAUAAAAAUAAAAAAAAUAAAAAAUAAAAACAAUAUCCGCAUCCGCACUUGGAAAUCUAUAAAAAGAUACACACCUUCUUCCAAAAAACUAACACAAACCGCGUCCUACCGAAAAGUCUAUCUCCCCACUGUCUCUGUCCUGAUCUGUUUCCUUCAGAAAGAAUCCGGGAGCAUGGCAAGCCUCAGAGUCUCCUACUUGCUCUUGCUUCUUUCAAUUUUAGCCCUUGCAGAUGGAGGUUCAAUUGGAAUAAACUAUGGCCGACUUGCUAACAACCUGCCACCUCCAUCGAAAGUGGUGGAGCUUCUGAAGUCACAGGGAUUCCACCGAGUUAAGCUGUACGACACUGACUCGGAAGUCCUCACUGCGCUAGCCAACUCGGGUAUAAUUGUCACCGUUGCACUGCCCAACGAGCUCCUCUCCUCCACCGCGGCGGACCAAUCGUUCGCUGACAAUUGGGUCCAAACCAAAAUCUCAGAGUUCUAUCCUGCUACCAAAAUCGAAGCCAUUUGUGUCGGAAAUGAGGUUUUCGCUGACCCCAAUGACACGACCAAGUUUCUCCUACCUGCCAUGAAAAACAUCCAUGCCUCGCUUGCCAAGUACAGCCUUGAUUCUGCUAUAAAAAUCUCGUCCCCUGUAGCUCUCAGCGCCCUCCAAUCUUCAUACCCAUCCUCAUCCGGAUCUUUCAAGCCCGAACUAGUUGAACCCGUCAUCAAGCCCAUGUUGAACCUUCUGCGUCAAACCGGGUCGUACUUCAUGGUCAACGUGUACCCUUUUUUGGCAUACACCGCAAACUCGAACGAUAUCUCCUUAGACUACACUUUGUUUAAGCAAAACCCGGGUGUGGUGGAUUCCGGUAACGGCUUAAGUUACAACAGCCUGUUCGAUGCCCAAGUCGACGCCGUUUUCGCUGCCCUUUCCGCUCUCAAGUACGAUGACGUGAAGAUAGUAGUCACUGAGACUGGGUGGCCCUCACUGGGUGAUACGAACGAGAUUGGUGCAAGCCAAGACAAUGCGGCGUCCUACAUCGGUAAUUUGGUACGCAGGGUCCUCACUGGCGGUGGAACCCCGCUACGACCACAGGAUCAACUCGACGUUUUUAUCUUCGCCUUGUUCAACGAGAAUGAAAAAACGGGUCGCACAUCGGAGAGGAACUAUGGCCUCUUCUACCCCAGUGAGCAGAAGGUAUACGACAUACUCCUGACACAAGCGGAGCUCGACGGUAGUCAGUCAACUCCCUUCAACGAGAGGAAGAGCCAGCAAGUUUCACCGACCGGCGAAGUAACGAAGACGUCUGUGGGCUCGAUACUGUAUCAGUAUGUACCACAAUCAACCGAGUUUUUAGGGGUUUAUUGUCAUCAUGAGCUUUGUUUCUUUCUUGGUUGUAAGCCAAAAGAUCAGCUUUGGUACCUUGGAAUCAGUUAUCGCGGCCGUCAAAUUUAUAUCAUUGAUGGCUUGGAUGGCCUCGCUAGUUAAGAGCAUUCUCAUCUGAUUAGCAAUUUUUAAAAUUUAUUUUACUUUUUGACUAUUAGGUGUAAAACACAGCUGUAAUAGAUUAUCUAUAAACAAAAUUGAUAGGUUUUAGCUACAGUAUUGUUAAAGAAAAGAGCA
Carya illinoinensis is the source of this 1628-nucleotide messenger RNA. Its product is annotated as glucan endo-1,3-beta-glucosidase 14-like. Gene Ontology annotation, molecular function: hydrolase activity, hydrolyzing O-glycosyl compounds. NCBI's taxonomy places the organism in Eukaryota, Viridiplantae, Streptophyta, Magnoliopsida, Fagales, Juglandaceae. The transcript is spliced from 2 exons. The record is from RefSeq and is a predicted model, not a curated record. Bases 192 to 1493 code for a protein of 433 amino acids. Gene Ontology annotation, biological process: carbohydrate metabolic process. Gene Ontology annotation, cellular component: plasma membrane.